Molecule: messenger RNA, 1977 nt
Organism: Rotaria sp. Silwood1
Lineage: Eukaryota; Metazoa; Rotifera; Eurotatoria; Philodinida; Philodinidae
Source: the annotation of a GenBank genome assembly
AUGUCUAAAGGCGAAUUUGCUAUACUAGAAAGAAGUAUAGGAACACUUAUUUCUACUAAUGGAUUUCUUUCGACUUCACGUGAUUUAACUGUUUCUUUGGCUUUUGCUGGACAAGGAAUGGAAGAGACUGACGAUCGAUACGCGGUUUUAUUUAUUAUCCAUGUUGACCCAUCAUUAAAAAGUUUCGAUUUCGCUGAUGUUUAUGAUACAAGUGAAAUGCCUAGUGAAAACGAGGUACUUAUCAGCCAUGAUGCUUCAUUCAAAAUCGAUUCUGUUCAGAAAAAUUCUGAUCUUAACAUAUGGCAAGUAGGAUUGACGGCAACAGAUGAAGGUUCAGAUCAUGUUCAAGAAUACAAAUUAUUGUUUCAAGAGCUAAUGAAAGAUCAGAGUGCGGCUGUGCUUCUCGGUGCCUUUUUCUGGCGCGAUAUGGAAUAUAUAGAGCACGCAAAAAAAUACUUCGAGACAUUACUUCAAAGCCUACCUUCCAAUCAUUCAGAUGUUCCAUUUAUUUACAACUACAUUGCUGCAUCACAUUACGAAAAAGGUGAGCUAGAUUUAGCAUUAGAAAACUACCAGCGUGCCUAUGCGAUUCGUCAAGAGCAACUUCCGCUAAAGCAUGCUGAUUUUAUUGCUUCUCUGCAUAAUAUUGGUAAUAUUUAUUGUGAAAAAGAAGAUUUCGAUAAAGCCAACAAGAAUUAUUCUCACGCACUAACAAUUGAUCAAGACAGUCAUUAUAUUGAUUCACUAUCAAGAGCAGGUAUAUAUGAAGCUUUGGGAAAUCUCUUUCAUAAGAAGCGUGAUCUGAAUAGUGCUCUUGAUUGGUUAAAUCGAGCAUACCAUAUGUACAUGAGACUUUUGCCUGCUCCACAUCCUCAUAUUGCUAGAUGUCUUGGCAACAUUGGUCUUGUUCAUGAAACAAAACGUGAUAUAGAUCUUGCUUUAAAGUGUUUCUUUGAAGAAUUUGAAAUGGAAGAACAAUGUUUGCCACCUGAUCAUCCCAAUCUUGGUCUUCAUUUAGAUUGGAUCAUUACCAUGUAUAAGAAGAAAGGUGAGUGGACGAAGGUUCUUCGAUUCUAUCAGUUGAAAUUAAAUACAACGAUACCUACAAUCAAUAUAAAUUAUUCUCAUUUUAUGUCUGUAUUACGAGCGCUGAAGGAUUUUUCUCAUGCUUCCACUCUAUAUGACACGUACAGCGAACUGUCGUCAAUUUACAUGGUAUCACCUCCAUUCGGAAUAACUUUCACAGAAGACACAGUUAAUCAACUGAAUACAACUCAGUGUAUCAGAAAGCUCAAUAACUGCAGUUUCGACAUGCAAGGAUUGGACGAGAAUAAUACAUAUUGGUUACAUGCAUUAAAUAUUGAACGUCGAGUCUACUCAACAGAUCAUCCAGAAAUCAUUCGCUCCUUGCGAUGGGUCGGUGAAAGUCAUGCAAAAACUGUGCGAAACUAUUCGGAAGCACUACGAAUGUAUUCAAAAAGCUGAAACCGUCUUACCAGAAAAAACAACCAAUUCUAAAUGGCAACAAAUUAAAUGAUCAGUAUUUUUUUGGUGAACGCCCAGUAUAAUUUACUCAGCAUCAUAUAGAACUUAUCAGGAAACUUCAGUUGUGAGUGUGGGUGUUAGUCUUCACUUCUCCUACACCCAGAAUCUCACUCUUACGAUACAGAUUAAAUAGGGUGGGUGUGGGUGUGGGUGGGUGUGGGUCGGGUGUGAGUGGGUGUGGGUGUGGGUGUGGGUGAGUGGAUAUGGGUUGCUAUGGGCUAUCGUUUUGGGCAUCCACACACCCAUAUCCCACACACACCCACAUCCCACACCCACCCGCAUCCCACACCCACCCACACCCACAUCCACACCCACCCGCAUCCCACACCCACCCACACCCACAUCCACACCCAUACCCACACCUACACCCACACCCACACCCACACCCCACCCCCACACACCCGCACCCACACCCACACCCCACACCCACAC